This is a messenger RNA of Plasmodium inui San Antonio 1, 5424 nucleotides long. RefSeq lists its product as hypothetical. The transcript has a single exon. The record is from RefSeq and is a predicted model, not a curated record. NCBI's taxonomy places the organism in Eukaryota, Apicomplexa, Aconoidasida, Haemosporida, Plasmodiidae. Bases 1 to 5424 code for a protein of 1807 amino acids.
AUGGAUGUAGAUGACAAUGGCGCAAGGUUUCAUGGCAUGAAUAAAUAUGAGAAUUACGUAAAUCAAAAAAAAUCCAAAGAAAAUAAAAACGCCAUUUCAAACUCGAAGGGGGAGGAUAUACCUCGCGCCACUGGAGAAUACGAUAAGAUUGAUGCACACGAAGAGAAUGACCAGUCGUACGAAGGAUUCGUCAGCAUCUCAGACCAGUCCUCAUGUGUGAGCUCCAUUUACAGAAACGAUUUUUAUGAUGACGAUGAGGAGGAGGAAAAUGUCAACCGUGCCGAUGAGGACGAAAAGUUUAACUCCGUGAAUGGGACCAACCAAUCCAGCCCAGCCAAUCAUCUGAAAAGUAAUGUUAAAAGCAAUUCCGACGACUCCAUGUCAGAUGAGGAAUAUGCGACUUAUAUAGAUCAACAGGAAAAGUAUGUAAAUAAAAUUCUCAACAGAGGAGACAGCAAUAGUUACGGAGACAACGAUGAUCUCUUGGAAUCGCUCGAACAGGCGGGAAAAAAUUUGGGCAAGAGAAGCAACUGGAAGAGGCUAUUUUCCAUCAGCAGCACUGGCCACGCAGCAGAGAGAGACGAAAGAAAUGAACCCUCCGAGCGUACUGAACCCGUAGAGAAGGCGGCGCGUUACGGGGAAGCGGAGAGUGAUCAACCAAAAAGUGCAAGUUGCGCGAAUGAGAGUUCGCCGCAGGGGAAGCCCAGUCCGGGCGAUCCUCGCGAUAGACGUAGUGAUAACCUAAGGGGGGAUAACUUCGAUGCCUCGCGCGAGGAAGACGAAUGCAAAGACGGUGAAGAAGAGGAAGACGACGAAGACGACCUCUACUCUGUCAUAAGCGGGUCCGAGGGGGACAACGAAAUUUUCCUCGCCACGAAGAGAAGCGACAACGCGAGGAAGGAUGUCCAACCAACAAUCGAUCAGUGGCAGAAAAAAGGAAUUCACAAUAAGGAGGAAAACCAAAAAGGCGCCGGCUCUGCACGCGCAGGCGCAACUAGGAGGAUUAAAUUCCAGGACGAAAUAGUGCAAAAUGAUGAAGCGGUUAAAACAAAGACACAGAAUAAAGAGGAAAGGUUCGAUAAGAAGAAGGAACAAACUGCUGCUUCCCCCCGCGGGGCGAAGACAAUUCCGAGCGAACAGGACAGCAAAAACAGACACAUGGAAAAGGAAAAACAUUUUCAAAACAAAAAAAACUACGAAUUUAAAAAACUUGUGUCGUCCACUAUUAAUAUGUGCCAUCCGAAAAUUAAAGGUGCAACUGAUACGGAGGAUAUUCUAAGCAACAUGGAAAAAAUUUCGCAAAUUGUCAUAAUGGAUGAUAGAAACAAGGGAAGCGGAACUAACGUGGCGGAGGAAGAAGAGGAAGAGGGAGAAGAAAGCACCAACAGUCUCUACGACAACGUAGAUAACAUCCUGGACGAUCGGAAAAAAAUGUACAUGAAAAAAAAAAAUGAAUAUCUUAUGAACAAGACGAAAAGUGAGGGCUUAACGAACACUGCGGAGAAUGAAAAAGGGCAGCAACAAAGCAGCGAGGGAAACUUAAACGAUGUACAAAAAAGCAGCGUUGGUAGGGGCACCCCCGCCGACGCCAAAGCUACAGAGGGAGAGCGAACCGAUUUUAUGUACUACCUAAAUCACGACAUGAUAGAGUUAAAUGAAAAUGUUUUCAAAUUAUACCAUGGGACCUGUGACUACACCCAUCGAAAUCUGUGUGCAAAGAACAUCAUCAACAUAGUGCCCCACCUGCACAACAUAUAUGAACGUACAAAUUUGAGCUACAUUAAAGAUUCGCCAAAUUUUCACGAAGUGUAUAAGGUUGUUCCCGAGUGGAAGAGCUCCUUCGAGAUGCUAAACAAGAAAGCGCAAGAGGACACAGAGGAUAUGAAAAAUGUGCUCAGAAGGAUCGAGAAUAUCCAAAAUGAUUUGGACGAAUUGGGAAGAGAUCUCAUAGAAGAUAAAAAAGAAUUCGAAAAUAUCAAAUUCGAAACGGUGCAGCAUGAAUCGAUGAUAACAAAUUUGGAGAAAAAAAGUAAAACUCUUAUUAAGGGGGUAUUGAAAUUGGAUAACAUGUCCUUUAAAUUGAAAAAGAUACAUAAUAUAACUACGAACAAUAUGAAUAAUUUUACCAUUGUAGAGAAUGUGAACAGAUUGCUCAAAUAUAUGGAUACUGCUCUCACCGAUUAUUCGCAACUCUUUUCAGAGGAGAAAACUAUGGACAUUCUGCGAUUCCAGCCCAUAGAUAAUGUUUAUAACUUUCUCACCAACACAGAUGAUGAGUCCUGCUUCAUUAUGAAUCUGCUGAGGGAAGAAUUGAAAGAAAUGAUACUAGAGAAGAAAGAUCAAAUGCAAAAUAUCAUAAGAAGGACCAUGCUGUACAAUGCAUACGACACGAGUAGCUACAAGGAGCAUAUUACCAACACGCUAAAUAAACAGAGCCUAAUGAUAAAUCGUAUAAAAUACAACAUCCACUGUAACGUAAUUCUACUCUUCGAAAUGUAUGAAAAAUUUGCAAAGAAAAAUAUGAAGGUUAUAAGAAUUGGGGAAAAUCAAAUAAAAAAUUACCUAAAUGAAGAAACUAAAGCGUCCUACAUAAUAAAAUCUGUUAAUGAUAACCAGAAGAAGAUCUCCAAAUAUUUUAACUGUAUUAAUUUUACUCGAAACAAACCAAUUAUUCACCCUUUUUUUAUUCACUCCUGUCUAAGUGACAAUUUUGUUCAUCAUUUUAUUACCUUUGUUCUGGAUCCUUUAUCAGACGAACACCAGAAAGAUUUCCUGCAGUAUUGCUCUGUGCCUGGUUUUAAUUCUCCGUUAUUUGUUGAAAAAAUUGUUAAACUGUAUAGACAGGAAGAGCAAUUCACGAAAAGUGACACUUCGUAUGACUUUCGGUCAGCUUACUCCAGAAUUAUCCUCCCCGAUUUCUCAGAUGUUUCUAAUAAUUCCUACCCUAAUCAGCCGUACGAACGAUGGAAUGAAGAAAAUCAGUACUUGAUAGCUUUGAAAAUUGCCUCAGACUGCUGUUUUAAAUCUCUGCUAGAGAACAACCAAUCUGAUCCCCUCUCCUCCGUAGACUCGAAUAAUGCCUUUAAUUUGUUUCACUACAUCCCCGACUCCAUAACCAACAUGAGCAGCAGUUCGCCUGUUCCCAAUCACGCAAGUUAUCCCCCCCUUCAUAAUAACAACAAUUUUAGUUUUAACAUUAGUAGUAAUGGUCCCCUCUCCUCCUUUGGAAUGGCAAACUUUGGUGCUUCCAACAAAUUCGGGUCCCCUCCCCCAUUUGCUAACAACAGCAUGACGAUGAAUAAUACUUCCGCGCUAAGUAACAAUGCUAGCGGGAUGUUUUCUCAGAGCAGCGGAAGUGUAUUUCCCAGUGGUGCUUCUUCCUCGUCUGGGAUGUUCGGAACUUUCAACGCUGCCGUCACCACGAGUAGCAUGAACCAGGCAAGUGCCACUACAAACCACUUUGGCACCCUCUCCAACCAGUUUGGUAGCCUCUCCAAUCAGUUUGGCGGCGCUUCUAACCAGUUUGGCAUCCCCCCAAGCACCAACCAAAGCAACACGUUUGGAACAAACCUGAUGAACACCCCCUCCAGUGGAGCAUCGAGCAACAUGUUUAACACGAACAGCUCCAGUUCUCUGAGCGGAUUUAACCAAAACAGAAGCAACUCUUUCAUUGCGGGCGCAUCUGGCGGGAUGUUCGGAAGUGCCAACUCGGCGGCCACUUCUGGUAACGCGACCCAGCUAGGAAGCAGCUCCAACCUGUUUGGGGGCACUGCGAACAGUUCGACCGGCAUGUUCGGAAGUAACUUCAAACAGAACGUGUCAAGCAGUAUGUUUGGAAAUAAUCCAGCCGCUAACCAAUCCGCCGGGGGGACGAGUAACCUGUUUGGAACCAGCGGAAGCACCAACAGGGGAAAUUUCUUCAACAGCAGCACUAGCAGCGGCGCGCUAGGGAUGUCGACCAGCACAAUGAGUGCCAACACGGGACUCUUUAACCAGGGCAACAGCGCCAACAAUAACUCCACCCUUUUCGGUGGCCUCUCCUCAAGUAACGCAAAUAUGUCCAACUCGCAAUUAGCGAGAAGUGGGCAAACCGGCUCAAGUAACUUAUUCAGUACUGGCCCCAGCACAGCAGCCGGCAUGGGAAUGAGCAGCCUAAGUAACAACAGUGGCAACAUGCUCUUCUCGCUUAACAAUCAGUCCAACACGAACAUGUUCGGAAGUAACAAUAAUAGUGGCACCCCCUUCGGAAAAAACUUAACCAGUGGAAGUGGCUCUCAGUUGAAAGAUAGCAUGUUCUCAUCCUCUCAGUCAGGCGCCACGAAUCAAAUGAUGAGUACUAAUUUCUUUUCUGCAAAUAAGGGAAUGAUGAGUACGUCGGCGAGUGGUAGCACUUUUUUUUCGAACACUUCUAUGGGGAACACCUCCACGGGUGUAAACACUGGGGCGUAUCCAUUUGGAAGCAAGCAAAACUUUGGCGCGCCCAGCGUCAUCUCUGGAGGAAUGAAUUCAAGCCAUGCCAGCCAAAGUGGAAACCUCUUCAAUAGGAGUAGUAUGUAUAAUGGCCAAAUAUCAACCGUUGCUGGGAACACCAAUUUUAACAACCUCAGUAACAACAGCAGCAGUAGUAACAGAAUGGACAAUUCCCUUUCCGCCAAUAAGUAUGGAAACUACUUCCAGAAUAAUAGCACCUCCAAAAACAGCCUCUUUUGUGCAGGUGCGAAUAACCUCUCAAGCAGCAGUAACAGCAGUAACAGCAAUUUGUUUCGCCCAGAUUCCAGCACUAAAAAUAGCAACGUGUUUAAUAACCCCACGACUAACAACACCCCCAUUGGAAGUAUGUUUAGCAGCAACUUAGGCUACGGUAGUAACGCCAACAGUUUUUCCUAUAACAGUAGCAGCAAUAGAAAUCCCAUGAGCAACCUGCUGACUGGACAAAGUAACAACCAGUUCAGAUCAUCCUUAGGAAUGAUGACCGGAAACAACACUCCUACCAAUAACAGUAAUAAUAACUUGUUCCUAUCUAACCAAAAUAAAUCUUCCUUUAUGUUCUCAAAUGAAAAUAAAGGAAUAAGUAACCCUACGACAUAUGACAAUAAUUUGUUUCAAAAUGCAGGUAACAGUUUUCUCGUGAAUAACAAACCUGGAAUGACAUCUCCGUCGGGUCUAUCCAACAGCUUGUUCCAGAAAAGUACCCCUUCUCUAAAUCAGAACAAGGGAUCCAUGUCAACGUUUAACAGCAACAGCAACCCCGGCAACUUCGGGCUGGUCAACCAUAACACCGGCAUCAUGAGUGGCGCUAACAUUGGCAAUAGCAUCGGCAACAGCGACAACAGCAACGUUAACCGAUUCCAGCAGAACAGUUCGUCGAACUUCCCCUCAGUUUUCAGCCCAUCUAACAAGGGCAACACCAUCUUUUCGAGGUAA